AUGCAUGACAUUUCACGUGGGAAUUUGAGGGGGUGGGCAGAGCUGACAGUUACUGGAUGGAAGGCAAUCGUCGGUACUAUGAUGGAUGCAAAGCUGUUUUUGAGGUUCCUCAAUGACUGUGGUCGCAGAAGGCGCGUUAAUUACCGCGUUUGCAACUACAGUGGGGCACCUGCUGUGAAUUUUGGGCUACAACAAUUAAAGUCCAAACUUGAAGACGCUUCGCUUGCUGGGAGGCAUAAAGCGCUAAAUGAUCACUGGACGGAGCACGUAUCACAUGUUGAGAAACGCGUGGCUUCCUUGAAUCAAGAAUAUGAUAAAGUGAGGAAAAAGAAGCUGAGAUAUCUCAGUUGUGCAUAUCUCGGAGAGAAGAUCAAAACGGCACUCAAAGACGUAAUCGAAAUUCUUGACAAAUGUCCAAAUGAGAUUUUUGCUAAGGGGCCAAAGCGGGUCAUUAAGGAGCCUGGUGUUUCAUCAAUUGCUGAGUAUUCGACUCUUCAGAAUGCCUUCCAAAAGAUUCUGACGCUGCUACAAAAUGAUGGAGUAAAAUGCGUGGCACUUCAUGGACAAAAAGGGGUGGGGAAAACAACAAUAAUACAAAACAUAAAUAACCACUUUUAUGAUAACGAUAACAAAGUGUUUGAUAUUGUGAUUUUCAUCAAAUUGCCAUCUGAUAAGAAGACUGGAGACCUUCACAUUCUGCAGAAAAUUACAGAUCGAAUAAAGGUGAAUAAAGAAGAUGACAAACAUGAAGUUGACGAAGGUACAGUUGCUCAAAACAUACAGAGUGUGCUUGAGGACAAAAGAUAUUUGUUAAUUUUAGAUGGUGUAAGGAGCCCACCUGAUGGGAUUUGGGAAAAGUUGGAUAUUUCAGCACACAAAAAAAGUGGUAAGAUGGUAAUAACCACUUAUUUUCCUCUUGCUUUGAGUUCAAAACAUGUUGACAGUAAAGUCGUUCUCGAAAGGUUGCCCCCUGAAGAAGCACAAGCUAUGUUUCAAAACAUUUAUGGGGAGGCUUUACCACCACACGCUGAACAGCUAUGUGAUAGGUUCUGUUGUUGUCUUCCCCUCCUCAUAGCUCCUAUAGCAAAGUCUUUUGUAUAUCAGGAGUCUCCCCCUGAUUGGGAGAGGGUUUUGAAAGAAUGCACGCCUUGGCCUCAAAUUGAAGUUGAUGGUUUAGAAGAGUUAUACUCAAUCUUGCAAAUUUGCUAUCAACAGUUGGGUGAUCCUAGUGCACAAAAAUGCUUUCUUUAUGCUUCACUAUAUCCUGCAAACAGUAAGAUAAGCACAAAUUACUUUUUGGAGUGUUGUAUAGCUCAGGGCUUUCUUAGUGAUGUUGUUGCGGAUACUAAGUACAGUGAAAUUCGCGGCCAAGGUAUUAAAAAAUUGAAGCAGCUUGUUAAAGCGGCAUUUUUGGAGGAAGGGGAACAAAUGAGGUAUGUAAAAAUGAAUGAUAUCUAUAGGCAACUUGCCUUGCGUAUAUCAUUCAAUUAUUCAGAUUCGGAAUCUAAAAUGUACGUUGAUAAUGGGGAACAUAGGGAGACCUCUGGAUCAGCAUCACGGCAGGAUGCCAAAUGGGUUUCUAUGAUUGGCAGUAAAAGGGAUAGUCUACCCGCAAACCAAAGUUAUAGGAGUCUUCAGACACUGUUGCUACAAAAGAAUCUGGAAUUGGUUCAAAUCCCAUUAAAUGUUUUUCAGAGCAUGGGCAGUCUUCUUGUGUUAAACUUGUAUCGUACUAAAAUAAGUGAGUUGCCAUCUUUGUCAGGGUUAACCAAUCUUAAGGUGUUCUAUAUAAAUCGUUGUUCAGGCUUAAAAAUAUUUCCAAAUCAGAUCAAACCACUUAAACAUCUUGAGGUAUUUGACAUUCGAGAUACCAAGGUAGAUUUUGUGCCACCCUUGAACAGUUUGCGGUGCCUGAGAAUCUCAUACAUUGAAAGCAGUAAUUGUCUUGGACUUUCAAAGCUUCACGGAUUAGAAGAAUUGACCGUUGAAGUGACAUCCCUAGAGCGAUGGUGUGAGGAUGCUAAAAAUAUUAUAUCACAGGUUGCUUCUUUGAAAAACUUAACUUUCAAAUGCAACUUCCCCUUUUCAGAAAUUACCCUUACAAAAUUGCUAGGGACCAACGAGGCUCGCAUUGAUUGGGUGAGGGCUUUGAUUAAUUGUAAGCCUCCGCCUCAAGUUGGAGUUCGUGGUUUAUCCCCUACUAAAGCCAGGGAGAUGUUUCAAGACAUUGUUAAAGUUAAACAGGCCUUGCCACGAGACGGGGAGAGUUCGUCAAAUCUACCAAUAACGUCAUCUGCAAACCGGGCGGGCGGACUUGCUACAACUCUGCGUAACUUGUCUCUUGGAAGUGAUGUUAAGGCAUGA
Molecule: messenger RNA, 2364 nt
Organism: Neltuma alba
Lineage: Eukaryota; Viridiplantae; Streptophyta; Magnoliopsida; Fabales; Fabaceae
Product: probable disease resistance protein At1g15890
Exons: 5
Coding region: 1-2364 (787 amino acids)
Biological process (GO): defense response to other organism
Molecular function (GO): protein binding; ADP binding
Source: RefSeq, a predicted model, not a curated record